Molecule: messenger RNA, 1670 nt
Organism: Rubroshorea leprosula
Lineage: Eukaryota; Viridiplantae; Streptophyta; Magnoliopsida; Malvales; Dipterocarpaceae
Source: the annotation of a GenBank genome assembly
AUCAAACCCUGUAAUUGCCAACUAUCUCAGGGAUAAUCUCCUUUUAUAACCAGUGAAAAAUCAUUAGCUCUAGUGGAUGAUGCUUUGCAAUUUUUUAAUAUUUUGAUGUUUUGAGCUACGUGAAUUAAUUCUGUUUUGACCCGAAGCCUGAACCAUGGCGGCAAUUCAAAGCACAAGAUUUUGAUAUUUGGUCCUGUUUAUGAUUCUGUCCCUAAGUACCGUUCUGGUUCCUUCUCUGUAUCUAUAUAACAACCCUGUGUUUAGUGUUUUGGGUGUGCCAUUUGUUCCGUUGCUUUUCAGGCAAUCUGAGAAAAUGGAAAGUGGGUUUUAUCUGGCUUGUGGGAAUGGAUUGGAGAAUGUAAUGGGGGAAGGAGAGAUGAACGAUGAGGCGCCGUUUCCGUGUAUUCCACAGCCGCAAACACCGAAGGAACCGAUGGAGUUUCUGUCUCGAUCAUGGAGUCUCUCUGCUAUGGAAAUUUCUAAAGCUCUUGCUCAGAAGCAGAAGCACUUUCGUUUCGAUACAAAUUCAAGUUUAUUUCCAGAAACCUUCAUUUCCCCACAAAUCGCGGGGAAGGUUGUGAAUUCGAUCAAUGGGCGAAAAACAGGGGCGAUAGGAAAAUGGUUUCAUCACAACAAGGAGUUUAGCAACGGAGCAGUGAAGAAGAAAGAUAAGAUCCGAGCAGAAAACGCCAGGAUACACUCCGCUGUCUCAGUUGCCGGACUAGCUACCGGUCUGGCUGCGGUGGCUGCGGCAGGAAACUCCAGCGGUACAGGCUCGAAAAUGAGCAUGGCAUUAGCGUCGGCUACAGAGCUUUUAGCAUCUCAUUGUAUUGAGUUAGCUGAGUUUGCUGGGGCUGAUCACGAUCGUGUGGCUUCUGCUGUACAAUCGUCUGUUGACAUUCACAGUCCCGGUGAUCUGAUGACUCUCACAGCUGCAGCCGCUACAGCUUUGAGAGGAGAAGCAGCUUUGAAACCUAGAUUACCAAAAGAAGCAAGGAGGAAUGCAGCUAUAAGUCCUUAUGAGAGAAGCUUGACAGAAGCUCAAUGGUCUGCUGCUGCUGUGGCGGCUGCUUUUUAUUCUCAAAUCAAGGAACUGAAUCCUCCUUGUGAAGGUGAACUUUUACAGCAAACACAGAAAGGAAUACUGCGAUGGAAACGCGUCUCUGUUUACAUUGACAAGAAAUCACAGGUCAUAGUUAAGCUGAAAAGCAAGCAUGUAGGAGGAGCUUUCUCCAAGAAGAAGAAAAGUAUUGUUUAUGGAGUUUGUGAUGAGACUAAGGCAUGGCCAUACAGAAAAGAAAGGGAAAAUUCUGAUGAACUAUACUUUGGGCUCAAGACCGCAGAAGGUCUUCUAGAAUUCAAGUGCAAGAGCAAGAUUCAUAAGCAGAGAUGGGUUGAUGGGAUUCAAAACCUUCUGCAUCAAGUUAGCUACUCUGAAACUACUGAGUUUUCUCUUGAAUCUUUGAAUAUCCACGAUGGUAUAUAGUAUAUGAACUGUAGCAGGCAUGCAGUUUACAGCAGAGGUAAGCUUCUACGUUUUUAUUUUUAUUUUUUCUUUUUUUCUCUUUUUCUUUAGUUGUUGUGAGAUGAUGUACAUAAAGAAACUGAAACUGUUUUUUGCAUAAGUUGGGGCACAGAAUAUAUGGAGUGAAUAUAUUUUGAAAGUAUUA